Messenger RNA from Notodromas monacha, 294 nucleotides. The record is from the annotation of a GenBank genome assembly. Lineage: Eukaryota; Metazoa; Arthropoda; Ostracoda; Podocopida; Cyprididae.
UUUGUUCGCAGGAAGAGGUUGUGGAAGUGCGAAGUGUCGGGAAAUUCGGGUCAAGCGUCUGUGAGACGCUUCUUUGAAAUCGCGCUUUUCGUCUUUCUGGAAGGUGCUUUUCGUUUUCACCCACUGUUUUUGAAGCUAGUGAAAAUAAUGGGAGAAGAACGGGACGAACCGCGUUCGGAGACCGACAGCCGCCACGACGAACUGCCCAUCAGUCCGUGCGACAGUGCGUGCUCAUCGCCGGCGUCGUCCAUCGCCGCCACUCCGUCGCCUUGCAACUCAACCACCAGCGAGGAC